CAAAGACAAGCCAGGAGAUUAUUGAGCAAGUAAAUACUACAAAUGUUGACGCAAAAACCUUGACUUUCUUUGACUUUGGAGGACAGUGUGCGUACUACGCCUGUCACCAGAUUUACCUGACCAGGAGAGCUUUCUAUGUUGUGGUGGUGGACGCCUCUAAACGUCUUGACCAGAAGGUGGAUAAGGAAGUGUGUGAUCAAGAUGGUAGCGUAUUCUGUGGAUGGACCUAUGGAGACUACUUUGUGUUCUGGAUAAAGUCUAUACAUACAUACUGUGGUUCCGACAACAUAAAAGAUACAAAACCUGUAGUUCUGAUUGUUGCAACACAUUGGGAAGAAGAUAUCAGAAAGUUUAGGUGUACAAAUGAAUUGAUCGAGAGCUUGCGCCAACAGUUUCCAAAGACAUCUUAUUUACCACAAUACAUCAGAGAUGAUAACGUAUAUUGUGUAGAUUUUAAUUUACCUCUCCAUGAUCUGGAAACUUGCUUCUAUAACAUAGCUUCCAAACAACGAUGGAGAGAAAGCAUUCCAAAAGAAUGGUCUUUCUUUGGAUUAGAAAUUAACCAGAAAAAACAUUCAAAGCGGAUCUUGGAUAUAUCAGAAAUAACAACUAAAGUACCAGAGAUUACUACUAAAGAACAGGAGGAUUCAGAUGAAGCUAAAAAAGGAACACAGGAUAUGCUGCGAUAUUAUCAUGAUGCCGGAAAAGCUUUAUAUUUUAAUGAAAAUGGUCUGAAUGAGAAAGUGAUUAUUGACGUCCAAUGGUUUAUUGACGCUUUUAAGCAUAUAAUUACAGACAAGCUUCAUUUCAAAGGUAUUCCUGUAAUCCAAGGAGACUGGGAUGAAUAUUACGAGACUGGAAAUUUGAAAGAUCAGGUUCUUAUCAAAAUUUGUAAACAUAAAGAUGAAGAGUUGUUUGAAAAGCUGAAGGAAGAAGACCAAAAUUAUAGAACUAAUUACGGAUAUAAGAACGAUAAACGAUAUCUGCAAUGUCACAAGAAAUCACUUCUCGGUUUUAUGCAAAGACUUGGUUUACUGGCCCUUGGUACAAAGUCCCACUAUGUUCCAUGUAUGAACAGGAAAGAAGUGGAGUGUCAUCUUUCAAAUCUGAUUAACAAUUCGCACAGUAAAACGUCAGUACUUAUUUAUCGAUUUGACUUUUUACCAUUUUUCUUGUUUUAUCGCCUUAUUGUCCAUUGUAUGCAAGAAGACGAUUGGAAUGUACUACAAAAUCAAGGUGUAUCUUGCCUCUACAAAAACGCCGCUUUGUUUUCGUGUAAGGAAACCAACUUUCUUUUGUCUGUCACAGAAGAGUCAAUACAACUUCAGGUAUUCUGUCUGAUGCCAGGAUGUGAUUUAGAAAGGGCAAAAACGUGCAAGAUUCAAGAAAGAAUUGAAGACAUGUUAAAUGAUUUAGCGGGAACAUUUCAUAGAAAAAUACAGUUUGAAAGAGGCUUCCGAUGUCGAAUAGAUGAAGAAAAAACGAUUGCUAUCGAUAUCAAAGGACAUUUUUUACAAGAAAAAAAUUACAUUCCAAAAGAAGAGUGUAAAAUGAUGUGCCCCUUGCACACAAUUUCAGAUCAGCAUAUUAUUGAUACAGCUGAAUUUACUACAUAUUGGAAGAUGGAAAGAGACACUGCAGCUUGAUUUCAAAUAAUGAGAUUUUUAAUUUAAAUUUUAAUUGCUUUGUGACUAAUUGAUUUUAUUAAACUUUUACGUCAAUUGUACUGACAGCUCAUUUCAACUAUUGGACUCGCAGUUUUGUCAAAAAAAAAAUUAUAAUAUGGCAAUACUCCUUAUCUCUUUGUUCGUCUUUGUGUCUGCUUCUCGUGUAAUCUUCUCAAAAUUCCUGGCUUUUAAAGAACAUCCAGAGCCAGUCUUUACAAAUGUUGGCACACAGCAUCCUUACGUAAAGGGCAAUGAAAGGAAACCAUAUUUAAGAUUGGAAUAUGUAAUUAUUUUUUUUAUUUUCAUAAACGCCCUUUUUAAGUUAAUCAAUGUAUAA
Molecule: messenger RNA, 2004 nt
Organism: Saccostrea cuccullata (small rock oyster)
Lineage: Eukaryota; Metazoa; Mollusca; Bivalvia; Ostreida; Ostreidae
Exons: 3
Source: RefSeq, a predicted model, not a curated record